Molecule: messenger RNA, 180 nt
Organism: Scutellospora calospora
Lineage: Eukaryota; Fungi; Glomeromycota; Glomeromycetes; Diversisporales; Gigasporaceae
Source: the annotation of a GenBank genome assembly
AUCUUUUAGUUGUAAAACGUCAUAAGUGGCCACUAAUAAAAAGAUUAAAAAGUUUUUCUGAGUUGCAAAAUUAUGAAGGGUCAGCAUAUAAUCAAAUAACUAAGUCUCAGAAUUCUAAUAGAAUGCUUCUUUUAAAUAUUGAUUCAAAUAAUAGUCAAUCAGCAAAUAACACAAAAGAAA